Molecule: messenger RNA, 1955 nt
Organism: Enhydra lutris kenyoni (northern sea otter)
Lineage: Eukaryota; Metazoa; Chordata; Mammalia; Carnivora; Mustelidae
Gene: FKTN
Product: fukutin
Exons: 9
Coding region: 79-1464 (461 amino acids)
Cellular component (GO): Golgi membrane
Source: RefSeq, a predicted model, not a curated record
AAGAGUGUCUUCUUAUCCAAAAAAGAUGAAACGAACACGGUUACUCUCAAAAGACAACCAAGUGAGCACCGCAGACUAAUGAGUAGAAUCAAUAAGAACGUGAUUUUGGCGCUUUUAACUUUGGCAAGUUCUGCAUUUCUGCUGUUUCAGUUGUACUACUACAAGCACUAUUUAUCAGCAAAGAAUGGAGCUGGUUUAUCAAAAUCUAAAGGAAGCCGACUUGGAUUUGAUAGCACACAGUGGCGUGCAGUUAAAAAAUUUAUUAUGCUAACAUCCAGCCAAAAUGUACCAGUGUUCCUUAUUGAUCCUUUGAUUCUGGAAUUGAUUAAUAAAGACUUUGAACAAGUAAAAAAUACUUCUCAUGGCUCCACUUCAGAAUGCAAGUUUUUCUGUGUUCCAAGGGACUUUACUGCGUUUGCACUACAGUAUCAUCUGUGGAAGAAUGAGGAAGGCUGGUUUCGGAUAGCUGAAAAUAUGGGAUUUCAAUGCCUAAAGAUUGAGAGCAAAGAUCCCCGGCUAGAUGGGAUAGACUCACUUUCUGGAACUGAAAUUCCCCUGCACUAUAUCUGCAGAUUGGCCAGUCAUGCCAUCCACUUGGUGGUCUUUCAUGAGAGGAGUGGUAACUACCUCUGGCAUGGCCAUUUACGACUCAAAGGACAUAUGGAUAGAAAAUUUGUUCGUUUUCGAAAGUUACAGUUUGGUCGUUAUCCUGGAGCUUUUGACAGGCCAGAGUUGCAACAAAUUACUGUUGAUGGACUAGAAGUUUUCAUCCCAAAAGAUCCAGUGCGCUUUCUAGAAGAAAUACCACACUCUAGGUUUAUUGAGUGUAGGUAUAAAGAAGCUCGAGCAUUCUUUCAGCAGUACCUUGAUGAUAACACUGUGGAAGCUAUGGCCUUUCGGAAGAACGCAAAAGAAUUAUUGCAACUGGCAGCCAAAACAUUAAAGAAAUUGGGAGUACGGUUCUGGCUGAGCAGUGGAACUUGUCUAGGGUGGUAUCGGCAAUGCAACAUUAUUCCAUAUAGUAAAGAUGUUGACCUAGGAAUUUUUAUACAAGAUUAUAAAUCUGAUAUUAUUUCAGCAUUUCAGGAUGUAGGACUUCCACUCAAACACAAAUUUGGGAAGGUAGAGGACAGCUUGGAACUAUCUUUCCAAGGAAAAGAUGAUAUAAAACUCGACAUUUUUUUCUUCUAUGAAGAGACUGACCAUAUGUGGAAUGGAGGCACUCAGGCCAAAACGGGAAAAAAAUUUAAAUACCUGUUUCCCAAGUUUACACUGUGCUGGACUGAGUUUGUAGACAUGAAGAUUCAUGUGCCCUGUGAAACUAUUGAGUACAUUGAAGCCAACUAUGGUAAGACCUGGAAGAUUCCCGUGAAGACAUGGGACUGGAAGCGCUCUCCCCCCAAUGUGCAGCCCAAUGGAAUCUGGCCCAUUUCUGAGUGGGAUGAGGUUAUCCAGUUAUACUGAGACAGUAAGUUGAAAUGGUAGAAUUCCCCUUCUGACACAAAAAUGGAUAACUGUUUAAGAAGAUAAAUCUCUAUUUGUCAAAUGUAAGUAGGGCCAAAGAUAUAUGUCAAGUCUAAAGAUGCAGGAAGAGUCCUAACUUCUGAGCCAUGUGAUUUAGUUCUCUCAUUUUACUUUUGUUAAGGAGUCCCUGUACACUGUCCCAGGUACAGUGCUAGGUUUGAGUGGAGAAGCAGAGAUGAGUGACAUCAUACCUGUCUCUCUUUCCCUUCCCUUUGGUAAGCACCUCAGUUUUCCUUUGAGGGAAACACCCUUACCCUUCGAAGCUCUUACAGAAUAUGAUAUUCUUUCAAAAUGUUAGAUAACGUUUGGACUGGAAGAUGGGUUCAUCGGGCAAAGCUAAUGAAGGAUAUACCAGUAAAAAAAGAGUAACCCAUUCCUGUAAUCAGCAGUUAAGCUUGUAUGUUAGUGCUGCUUUUAAGACUGUAGAGUUG